GAACUCCUCGUACGCCGCACCACAGAGCCAGAGCCACGGUCUGCCGCGGUCCAAACCGAGCUCCUUCAGUUCGUCGUCUUCCAUCGGCAGCAGCCACUCGUCGCAGAAGCCUCCGCACCCCAUGCGCAAGCCAUCCACCAAGGCUCUGAUCCUGCAGCAGAAGCAGCAGGAGGAUCAGCAGCGAGCGACGCUGGCCAGAGCUGACACAGCGGACGACGCGCUGCUGAGUCGGGCGACGUCAGAGACCGCACCGCAGUUGACAGCGGAAGAGGCAGCAGCGGCGCUUCGAGAUCGCUCCAACUCGCUGGCGGUCAUGGAGUCUAUGCGCUCACAUCUGCCAGGUAAUGGUCAUACUAUGAGCGUGAAGGCUACAACCAAGCUCAAGAAGGAGAUGGCCAAUGCAGCCCAAGUAGUCGAGACGUUCCUGUCCCCGAAGCUGCUAAAGGACCAGUCAAUUCCGCAUGAGUUAUUGGCGGAAGCCUAUGGCCUGGUGUUUGUGACCAUGUACAAGGUGGGUUUCUUGCUCUCAGGCAAGAUUGGAACAGGUUUUGCCAUCUCUCGUACGACCGGAGGAUGGUCAGCGCCCAGCUUCUUAACUUCGGGAGGUUUUGGCUUUGGUAUGAUGGCGGGCGGUGAAGUUGUCAACUACAUGAUCGUGUUAAACUCCAGGAGCGCCGUCAAGGUCUUCACACGUAAUGGCCAAGUACAGUUGGGGUCUGAACUUGACAUAGCUGUCGGGCCUAUUGGUCGCGCCGCUAGCGCUUCCCUCAAUGUCGGGGCAGGUGGCGUUGCGCCAAACUACUCGUAUAGCCACAGUAAGGGCCUUUACGGGGGCAUUGGACUCAGCGGAGCCGUCAUUUGUACGCGCAAGUCACUGAAUGCGAAAUGUUACGGGCCGAAUGUUACAGCGCGGCAACUUUUGGGCGGAGAAGUGGCGUGUUCACUGGCUGAGCCGCUCUGGAGAGCGCUGGACAAGGCGCUGGGCAUGCAGCGCGAGUACGUGAAUGGAUUUCCGGUGCUGGCACCUACGUACACUGGCUUGGCGUGCGAUGCGUGCGGCCACGUCCACACGACCGAAAGUAGCCGGAAUACCUGCGCGAACUGCGGGAACUUGCUGGUAUACAGCGUCGGCGUCCACUCUGGUCGACGCAACACCAGUCAGCUCAUUGCCUCGACAUCGGCAAACCCGGCAGCGUAAGCAGGACCUGCCACUCUGAACGCCCUAAUUUUUUCGUAUGUGCGCAUCGGGCCAAAUGUUGCAGAGCGCGCACUAUUUUAUACUGACAGAAAGCUGACCGAAUGAAGUGCUUCUUGUCUACUUAGUAGCAAAAAAAAAAAAGUUGAUCAUCCACUUCAACAUGAAAACGUAUUUGAAUGGGAGUUUGAAUAUAUCGAUUUAAAAAGGUUUUAAAAAUAUAUCGAUUUAAAAA
Messenger RNA from Phytophthora nicotianae INRA-310, 1430 nucleotides. RefSeq lists its product as hypothetical. The annotation marks the transcript as partial. The record is from RefSeq and is a predicted model, not a curated record. The transcript has a single exon. Gene Ontology annotation, molecular function: phosphatidylinositol binding. Lineage: Eukaryota; Oomycota; Peronosporomycetes; Peronosporales; Peronosporaceae.